CUGCGUACCCGAGCAUCCUGCACACCAGAUUUUGUCCCGUCUGCGAGAUAGGCGGCUCAAGAUGACGGUCUUAGAGAGUGUCAAGGAAGCCGUCGGCUUCGGGGGCGACAAUGCUCCUGCCUCGAGAGAAGCCAUGUCAGAGGCUAGAAUUCCACUCCAGUACCGAGAUAGCUGUGCGAACCUCCUCAUUCCCCUGAACAAGUGCCGGCACGAGAACUCAUGGAUGCCCUGGAGAUGUGAAAACGAAAGACACAGCUACGAAAAGUGCCAGUAUGAGGAAUUCAAGAAAAGAGUCGCAAAGAUGGAGAGCCUUCGAGCGGCCAAGUCUGCCGAGGGAAGCAGUUGAACAGCACGACAGAACUGGUCCAUACAGAAAAGUCAAAGUCUACCACUAUUGUACAUAUACUACAGGGCUUCAUUCGCCUUCAAGGCAGGAAUCUGGAAUAAAGGGCCAGGCGUGAAUCGGUUGACUCGUGGUUGAGGACAGCGACAGCCACAAGGCGAGUUUCGGCUGCAUCGAGGACAUCUUGCACAUGAUGGCACAUGAUGUGCAAGACCAACGGCAGAAAUCAAGAGGGAGAAUCAACAGAGACCUUGAUGGGCCUGCAGAAGGAUACCACAGUAUCAUGCCAUCGCACCCAAGAUUGAGGACGGAUGGUCCCAUGAAUUGAUGGUCGCCCCCCUAGGCACCUACUAGGGACUGUUCACAUUGCCUUGUAUGCAAUCCGAUUUAUCACACUCGUACUCCGUAAGACUACUCGUACAGCACCCCCACGUC
Molecule: messenger RNA, 778 nt
Organism: Exophiala xenobiotica
Lineage: Eukaryota; Fungi; Ascomycota; Eurotiomycetes; Chaetothyriales; Herpotrichiellaceae
Exons: 3
Coding region: 62-346 (94 amino acids)
Cellular component (GO): mitochondrion
Source: RefSeq, a predicted model, not a curated record